AUGCCGCCUCCGUCAACCACACCGCCCAGGGAGGAAUCCCUGGCAAGGGCUUCCACAGACGAGCCCCGCCGCGUAGAGGAGGAGCCGGCAAGCACAGGCGCCAGCAGUUCUUCACCAGCAACAAACGUUGUCGGGCAGGGAGCCACCUCCCAACAGCAUGCCACAGAUCUCCCCUUGGCGGAGCAGAUGGAUGGCGACAUCAUCAUCGCAGAGAUCGCCAAGGAUGCUGCCGCCGAAGCCGCCAGAGUCACUGCUGACGAGGCCGCCAAGGACGUGCAUGAAGACGCCGCCAAGGGGUUUGCCGGUGAGGCCGACAAGGAGACCGGCGACCGAACUGACGGCAUUCCUGCGGCAGGAGCGCCUGGCGCUGCAUCGGUCCCGGAGCCCCCAGUUGCCCGGGAGACGAGAGCCACGGUACUACUGAGCGUGUCCACCGCCGCACCAUCCACCCCAUCCACUCCCACCCCACCAAACUCUCUCUCGCGAAACCUAAAAAAACUCUCUCACCAAUCUCACCCCACACCCCUCGGUCGAGCUACUCUCCCCCACGAUCUCCUCGCCGCCGCUGCCCACGCCGGCACGCUCGUCGCCGCUGCAACCGCCCACGCCGGCACGCUCGUCGUCGUCGCCGUCGUAUCGGGAUCUACCUCCUCAUCGGCUUCCUCUCCCCCAUGGUCGACCCCGAGCUCGACCCCUCCGCCGCCCACGACGGGCACGCCCUCCCCAACCGCGGAUCUUGCGAGUUCAAGCACUUCAUCAGGAGGCUCCCGGAGUUCAAGUUCUGGGGUCAUCGACAUGGACUACUGCGGCCUAGUGGGCAUCAUGCUAUUCAACCACUCGGAGGCGGACUUCGUCGUGAAGCCCGGCGACCGCGCCGAACAUAUGAUCGUCCAGGUCAUUGCGACGCCGGAGGUCGCCGAGGUGAAGGACCUCGACGCCAUCGUCUGGCGGGAGGGAGUGCUCUGAGCCUUGGUAGAUACAUCUAGAGAAGUGGUCUAGUUGUUUGCAUCUGAUGUUAAAUUGGAUCUCGAGAUCUCGAGUUAAGAUGUUCAAUGCUGUAUCCAUGAAUGCUGCAAGUGCUAAGAUGGUUCUGUGAACUUAGUUUA
Triticum aestivum (bread wheat) is the source of this 1106-nucleotide messenger RNA. RefSeq names its product putative protein TPRXL. The transcript has 4 exons. The coding region runs from base 1 to 966 and encodes 321 amino acids. Lineage: Eukaryota; Viridiplantae; Streptophyta; Magnoliopsida; Poales; Poaceae. Gene Ontology annotation, molecular function: magnesium ion binding; dUTP diphosphatase activity. Gene Ontology annotation, biological process: dUMP biosynthetic process; dUTP catabolic process. The record is from RefSeq and is a predicted model, not a curated record.